Hippocampus comes (tiger tail seahorse) is the source of this 1930-nucleotide messenger RNA. RefSeq names its product beta-1,4-galactosyltransferase 3-like. Gene Ontology annotation, molecular function: galactosyltransferase activity. The record is from RefSeq and is a predicted model, not a curated record. The transcript is spliced from 6 exons. Gene Ontology annotation, cellular component: Golgi apparatus. Bases 830 to 1783 code for a protein of 317 amino acids. Gene Ontology annotation, biological process: galactosylceramide biosynthetic process; carbohydrate metabolic process. NCBI's taxonomy places the organism in Eukaryota, Metazoa, Chordata, Actinopteri, Syngnathiformes, Syngnathidae.
UUUUUUUGGCACGGCUGGGCUUCUGUAGUUUGCUUGUUCAAAUAUGCUUUUCAACCCAGUACCGUAGGAACUUUUGUAGCUUGUUAAGAAGGACAUAUAGUAAAUAAAAAGAUAGAGAGAAUAAUCUUUAAAACGUUCAGGGUGCUCGGACUCCCGAUAACGGCUAAGAAACGCCGAUGGUUUACUUCCUGGAUGGCUCGCAAAAGUCACCGUCGUCAUCGUCAUCAUCAUCAGAACCAGGCUGACGUCGCUCGUCUCCCGGCCUGCGCGUUUCACUCGGUAAAGCAAACACUUGUUUCUUCAGCCCUUGAUUCGAAAUCAUGAAAUUAUUUGACAGUGUGGAAAAUGCACAUAAAUUGAUUAGGAGUCAGUUUGGUGCCUACCUUGUCAGGAAAUAGGCAAAAAUCAUUGAUUAUUGUUUAUCCAAAGUAAAGUGGGUAUUUUUUUUUUUUUUGUAAAUCAAAGAUUUAUUUAUGUGCUCAUUAUUUGAUUGAAUCGGUCAGCACUGAUUUGCAAAAACAAACACAGUGAUUCAUAGUUGGGUGUUGCCGGAGAAUGUUGAUGGGUGCCAAUUUAAAUAAGUGCUGGAUGAACUUUGACCGUCAAACAGCGACGUGACUUGAGAUGAGGAUCAUGCAGGUCGUCGACUAGGCCACCAUUUCGAUACAUGAACAAACAGCAUAUACUGUCGUGUAAAAAGUAUUUGUGUGCUGGUGCUUGGCCUAUGAGCCGACUUGAAUGGCAGUGGUGUUGGUCACUCUCUAGGUGCACUUGACCUCGGGCUGCCUCCGUCCUCUGAUUUUGCCACCUGUGAAGCAUCUUUCUUUUAAUGGGGUGUUGCCGGCACCUUUGGAGGUCCCGGCGCCUUUGGAGGUCCCGGUUCUCGCUGGUCUUGCUGGCAGCAGCCUUCGCACUCUCCUACGCCUUCUUUGUAGCACCUUCUGGGCCACAGGCCGAGUGCCCCGUCGUGUCGCCGUUCUUCCCACUUUUGACUCUGGAGGCGAUCAGAAAAAAAAGGAGCACGUCGGUUUCACCGGGCGGAUUCUACCGUCCGCCGGACUGCCGAGCUCGGCACCGCACCGCCAUCGUGGUGCCGUACCGGAAGCGGCUGACACACCUCGGCGCUCUCCUCGACCACUUGCAUCCUUUCCUGCAGAGGCAACAGCUGCACUACAGAAUCUACCUGGUCGAGCAGUGGGGCAACGGCACCUUCAACAAAGGCAGACUUUAUAACGCCGGCGUGCGGGAAGCUCUCCGAGACGCGACGUGGAGCUGCAUCAUCUUCCACGACGUCGACCUGUUGCCCGAGGACGACCGCAAUACCUACGGCUGCCACCAAGACAAGCCCUCACACCUGUCUGUGGCCAUUGACAAGUUUGCAUACAGGCUUUACUAUCCACAAGCUUUUGGUGGUGUUGUUGCAAUGACCCCAGACCAGUUCAGGAAGACGAACGGCUACUCGAACCAGUUUUGGGGCUGGGGCCAAGAGGACGAUAAUUUGUGGCAAAGAGUGAUUCUGUCCGGCAUGCAGGCGGCGCGCCCCCCAGAGGCCAUCGCUCGCUACAAAAUGAUCAAGCACGAGAGAGACGCGGGGAACGAACGGAACCCGCGCAACGUCGACCUCCUGAGAAGAACCAAACUGGACUGGAGCUCCGACGGCUUCAAUUCGUCGACUUACAAGCUGCUCUCCAAAGAGUUGGAACCUCUCUACACUCACCUCAUGGUCGACGUCGGAAAAAAGGCCCCGCCGUAUCUCCGGGGAAACACCACAACGCCUGCGUAGCCUCAAUGUGUCACGCGUGGCCGAGAGUUGACAAGAGCAUCUCGUUCAUGCUUUCUCCCUAUGUUUCCUUUCCUGAUUGUGCUGGUCCGAAAUGCCUUCUACAGUUCGAUUUGAACCUUAUUAAAAAGCAGUGCUGGGAUCAAUUAA